Molecule: messenger RNA, 1110 nt
Organism: Pyrus x bretschneideri (Chinese white pear)
Lineage: Eukaryota; Viridiplantae; Streptophyta; Magnoliopsida; Rosales; Rosaceae
Product: transmembrane protein 208 homolog
Exons: 6
Coding region: 215-736 (173 amino acids)
Biological process (GO): vacuolar protein processing
Cellular component (GO): intracellular membrane-bounded organelle
Source: RefSeq, a predicted model, not a curated record
UCCUUUUCCUUUCUCUUGUUCGUGAAGUCAGACGCACAGCAGCAGCAAGGAGGAUUUUCCUUUUCCUCUCCUCCUUCAAAUCUUUUUUUCCUCUUUAAAUUCACUCUGGAACUCCAAAUUUUGUGCAGUUUUUGCCCACGAACUUAGACUAUCUCAGCGAGACAAUCUCUACCCUCGAAGGGUGACAGUCUUUCAGAGCGUGGAUUAGACAGAGAUGGCAAAUCAAGGUGCAAAGAAGCGCAAGGAAGAGAAUGCCCGCCACAUGGCCAAUCUCCGUCACCUCAUCAUGGCCUGUAAUGUUAUUUAUGUGCUAGUAAGGAUGCUCAUCUUCCAUUCUAGCUUCACCUGGAAAAAUUGGGUUGCUUUGCUUCUCACUUCUCUCGCUUAUUACUUUCCCUAUCAACAACUGGCCCAAAUGGCAAAUCCUUCUUAUGGCGAUGAUGGGGAACUUCUAGAUGGUGGCUUUGAUAUGACUACUGGUGGAGUAUGCGGGUAUUUGCAUGAUGUCAUCUACAUCACAUGCUUCGUGCAAGUCAUGUCCAUAAUCUCUGGAAAAUUUUGGUACACAUAUCUGCUGAUACCAGGUUUUGGAGCAUACAAAUCAUUCGGUUUAAUUAGAGGAUUUAUGUCUCAAGGUUCAGAGGGGGGUGUUGAGGAUGAAAAGACUCGGAAGAAGAGGGAAAAGUUGGAGAAGAAGGCUUCAAGACCCCAGUUUGUCAAGACAAGAAAUAGAUAAGGUACUUUAAAAUGAGCCAACCUACCAUUGCUUAAACUGACUACACUUGCACUCGUACCAUCAAGUUUCCUCACAAAAGAUACAAACCCGGCUACUCUUAAUUUUGACACAGGCUGUUCAAAUCCAGGAAAAAUAUGACCAAAGGCUGCGCUCAUAGUUGAGUACCGCUAGUAUGGGUUACAAUGUCUUGCUUGAGUACUUGAACUGCCUACUAUUGUUUAGGAUCAGAUUCGUUUUAGCAAACAUCGCUUUUGGGCAAUAUGCUAUAACUGAAUAGCUCAAGUAAUGUUCAGUUUCACGUUGAUCUUGUUGCUUUUGAAUACUUCUUAUUGAUUUAGUCUCAAAAUUGAUAUGAAUUUUGAAUUUGUGCGAUA